AUAACGAGUAGCAGCUUUGAUCUACAUUUUAGACUUAAAAAAUCUUGCCACGUAAAUAUCUCCAUUACAUCUCAUAUGCUGGGAAUCUCAGGUGGUUGGGUGAGCAGGACAUCUACAUCAGGAACACCAUGUAACCGUAUCAACAACACCAUAUCCUUAAGAAUCCCAACACUUGCUAGAAGACAAACCUGGUCAAAGUUUUGGGAAUCGUCAUCGCAAUCAAGAAAGAUGUCUAAACUACAUAUGCCAAGCGUUGCAUAUUCCGCGACGUCAUUAGCUGCUGCGAUGAUGAACUCAGUGUUUAUGUUUUAUUAUGUAAAAGUUUUUCUCAACAGAUAUAAUAUAUCUCAGUGGUGGUUUGAAGUUGCACAAAUAAUCUUUAUGAUUUGGAAUGCAAUAAAUGAUCCAUUGUUUGGGUAUUGGCAAGACAAUGCGACUUGGACAUGUGUGAAAAGUCGUCGACAUUCCAUCCUAUAUGGAGCACCGUUUUUCGCAUUGAGUUUCCUUGGACCUUGGUUUCCUUGGGGUUCCUAUGGAAAAGACAGUAUAAUGUGUGGAAUUCACCUAAUUACAGCACUAUGUAUAUAUGAUGCCUUAUUCACAUUUGUACUUCUUGCCCAGUGUGCAUUAUUCACAGAGAUGUCGAAAAGACAUGAAGAUCGCUUACGAUUAGUGAAAUAUUCCCAAGUUGGAUCUCUAAUUGGCUCUAUGAGUGUAUUUAUCUGUGAUAUGGCGUCAAAUAACCUAGAAAAUUUUCUAACAUUCCAAGGGGUCUGCAUUGCUAUAGCAAUAAUUGCAUAUGUUUGUAUGACAUACACAGGUAAAAAUGCGAACACUAUAUAUGAUAUACAGCUACUAGGUGCUGUUGAGGAAUCAGAUAGUUCCACACGUAUCAAAGACUCCUCGGGAGAAAUGCUACGCGAUUCAGAAUCGGACUCCAUGUGGUCACUUACUUUACAAAUCAUCAGAGAUCGCAACUUCAUAUGUUUUGUACUUAUGAACUUCUGCCAGGUGUUUCAUACGACAUUUAACGCCAAUUUUAUCUCAAUCUUAGUGGAUAAUCUCAUUCCUAAAGAACAGCUCCCAAGUGCCAUGAGAAGCAGCUUCUAUGCUGUCCUAAUGAUAUUUCCACAGCUGAUAGUGAUAUUUGGCGCUUCACUGGUAUCUAGUGUUGGAUCUUACAAAAUUAUCAGAAUGAACUUUAUAUUGAAGAUUAUAAUUGGCCUUAUGGUGUACGCUGUAGGGAUCAUACACCCUGUCUUUCUCCUAAUAUUCUUCCUAAUUGAUAGUGGACUGUCCAGUGCAACAUUUUCCUUGUUCAACAUCUCACUGUCAGAUAUCAUAGAUGAUGAUGUAGAAAAAUAUGGAAGAAGGCACCCUCUCUCCUCCAUGAUAUUUGGUACAAAUGCACUCAUUACAAAACCAGCGCAGUCUUUUGCACCAAUGAUAGCAGUAGCCAUUUUGAAUCAGUUUGGUUACAAUGCGCUAAAAGAGGGAACAUUGAAUUCUGGCUCAGGAUUACAAGAACUUCAUGCAGCAAUGUUUGCCAUGGCAACGAUUUUGCCAGUCAUUUUGGGUGCAGUACAGUUGCUCGUGUGGAGCCAGUAUAGCCUUAGAUCAAGCCACAAAGCCAUCCCAAAAUAUAUUGAAACAUAAAUACAUGUAUGAGUAACAUUAAAGAAAAUUAUUUUUUUAUCAUAUGAAAUUAUUUAAACUGCAUAUUUAUUUUUAUUUGAAUCAACACUUUGCUGUGGCAAAGAACAGUAAAGAAAUCAAUAUAUUUUUACAAGAAUGGAAUUUACUUUUAUAACACAUAAUGAGUUACAUGUAUUAUUUAAACUGAUCUAAGUCAUUUUCCUAUCCGUAUUGUAUUUAUGCAGCUUCAAGAGGGAAUAAAGGGUGGGGUUGAGUACAGGAUAUCCAAUCUGUCAUUUUUACAAUUCAAUUGAGAUUUACCAGUCUAAGAAUUAUAAAUUUAUUGCAUUAAAAUACCUUAAUUUUCAAGGUUAUCGGGCAAUUAUUCUGAAAAAGUGAAACUGCAGUUUUCUUAAAUAUGGACAUUCCUGCAUCAAAAUCUUCAAUUAUUUUAUUAUUUUAUUAUCCCAGAUAUCAGCUGUAUGAUUGUAAGGGCCAUAUUGUAUUUCUAAGGGUUCUAAAUGUAUAUCUUCAAUUUGUGUUGAAACAUAAAGGGACUUUAUAGACAAAUUGCAGUAGCAUUCAAGUGAAGAAUCUAAAGCUUGUAAAGGUAUGCAAAAUGAAGAUAUUAUACCUGGAAUUUAAAUUCUUGAAAAUGUUAAGAGAUGAAUUUGCACAAAUUAUAUACUUCCUGUUAGAGAUCUUUUACAAUAGCAGCUAAGUUGAAAUGAACAAUACAUUUAUAAAUGAUCAAAUAUGAUCUAGCCAAAACUUUUCAUGUUUUCACUAGUAUUGUUGAUAUUUUUAUAAUUGAUCAUAGCCAUGUCAAGACAGCUAUUGGCUCGUAAGGAAUAACCCUUCAACAGUUUAACAAGUAGCUUCCUUUAGACAUUUAUCCUCUAUGAUGUGAAAUAAACAAGAGGAACAAAUGUCCCUUAUCCCUCACACAUCCAGUUACAAUAAACUUGUAAUGGAACACCACCAUAAGCGAAACAGGUCAGAACUCAGUUACUCAUUAACUUAUUGCAGAAUGCACCUUUGUAGUUGUAACACUAUUUUGAGGUACUAUUUUGAUAUCCAUGAUAUCAAUAUAUCAUUGUAUUUGAGAACAUAUCAGUUCAUCAUUGUAAAAA
Molecule: messenger RNA, 2768 nt
Organism: Owenia fusiformis
Lineage: Eukaryota; Metazoa; Annelida; Polychaeta; Sabellida; Oweniidae
Source: the annotation of a GenBank genome assembly